Molecule: messenger RNA, 2115 nt
Organism: Diachasmimorpha longicaudata
Lineage: Eukaryota; Metazoa; Arthropoda; Insecta; Hymenoptera; Braconidae
Product: tRNA pseudouridine(38/39) synthase
Exons: 7
Coding region: 406-1686 (426 amino acids)
Biological process (GO): mRNA pseudouridine synthesis; tRNA pseudouridine synthesis
Cellular component (GO): nucleus; cytoplasm
Molecular function (GO): RNA binding; pseudouridine synthase activity
Source: RefSeq, a predicted model, not a curated record
AUGAUGUUCGAUCGAGGGAUCGAAUCGUAAUAAUAUUGACGCUAUUAUUUAUUGAAAAUACCACAAAUAAUAUUUAUUGAAACUCAGUGAACUGUGAAUUACAAAGAGAAGCUUUGGCUAAAGCUGCGGCGCGAUUCCUAUGCCGAUAACUAACAGUGCCUUACCGACAGGCACACUCAUCGCCCUAGUUCAUGCGCCACCGUUGUGUACCCAUACGUGUUCCGCAUGUGCCCACAGAGGUCGCCACAGGCGAAGACGCGAAGUACAUGUGUGGUCAGUUCUCUCUAGUGUGAGUUGCAUGUUGUGAAGUGGAAUGUAAACAGCGUGUGAAACAUGUGGAAUUAUUUGUUUAUAUUUUGUGCCCCAUAAUCGGUUAAUUUGUGAAGUGUAAUAAUAGUGUGAAUCAUGGAAGAACUCUCAGUGAAAAGGAACAAACACCACAAGAACCAGUCGUCCAGGGAGCAGCUAGAACUGCUGGAUAAGAAGGAUUUGAUUGAUAGGAUACUGCAGUUAGAAGCGCACACGUUCCAAUUGAAGAAUAUCAUAAAGAAAUCUGACAGUACGAAUGGACAAUCUGUCUGUAAAAAAUCUGGAAAGCCUUUCGAUUUUACACAAUGCGACAAGAGACACAUUCUGCUGAAAUUUUACUAUCUCGGAUGGAAUUAUCACGGUUUCGUGGAACAGGAAGAUACAAUCAAUACGAUAGAGUAUCACAUAUUUGAGGCUUUGAAAAAGUCAUGUUUGAUUGAGAAUCGCGAGAGUUCUAAUUAUCACAGGUGUGGGAGAACAGAUAAGGGCGUCAGUGCAUUCUCUCAAGUGAUAUCUCUAGACGUACGCAGUAAAUUAGCUCCAGAGCAUCAAAAAAAUCUGGAUGGAGAGCUUUCUUACUGCAAGAUGUUGAAUAGAAUUCUUCCUAGGGAUAUCCGAUGCGUAACGUGGGCUCCAAUUGGCGAUGACUAUUCCGCUCGUUUCGAUUGCAAGAGAAGGAGCUACAAGUAUUUUUUCCCCAGGGGGAACCUCGAUAUUGAUGCUAUGAAUAAAGCGGCUAGUUAUCUAGUUGGACAUCAUGAUUUCAGGAAUAUUUGUAAGAUGGACGUCGCGAAUGGUGUUGUUACAUUUGCUAGGACUGUUCUCGAUGCACGAAUUAUCUGCCAUGAUGAUGGAAAAUCUGAGAGAUCAGGCUACAAUAUGUAUCAUUUUUAUAUAAAAAGCCAGGCUUUUCUCUGGCAUCAGAUCAGGUGCAUUAUGGGAAUAUUAUUGCUUGUGGGACAAGGCAAGGAGAAGCCUGAAAUAUUUUUAGAUCUUUUUGACAUUGAUGCCUGCCCUCGUAAACCUCAGUACAGUCUGGCUCACGAGAUUCCACUGAACUUAUUUCACUGUGACUACGACGAUGUAGUGUGGUAUUACGACGAUGAAGAGUUGGUUUUAGUUAUUAAAGCUUUGCAAGAGGAUUGGACGUUCAAUUCCGUGAAAGCUGACAUGAUUAGGAGUAUGCUUCAAGAUCUCGAGUGCCAUGUAAAAAGUCAGGAGAAUAUGAAUUUUCAGAGCGAGGGUCUCAUUCAAGGGGUGCAAUCUAAAAUUUAUCAGCCACUCAUGAAAAGAGUGACUUGUGAGAGUCUGGAGAAUCGUAUUAAACAUUUCGAGAAGAAGAGAAAAAUUGCUGUGGCAAACGUAGAGCAAACUUAAUAUGCUCUAAUGUUUUGCGUGUGGUCAAUAAAUUGUCCGGAACUAAAACAGAAUUUAUAUAUUUUUUUUUAUAUUUGUUUUGUAAAAAUUAAGAAAAUACUGUUAUCUCUUGUUACGAUUUUAUUAACAAUUGGUAAAUCUAUAAUUCUCUCUCGAGCAUAAUCACAUAUCAGACCAAAUUGAGUCUGACUCGUCAAUAAUUUUAAAAAUUACAAUUUCGAAUAUCAUCCUGUUUGCUGAUAUUUUUUUCACUUUCCAAUAAUUUUUGAAUUUAUGGUAACGGUAGAGCUACGUUAGUCCGAAUUCAAAGUCAAAACUUUGAAAAGAGUUUAUUAGUUUUUUAUUGAAAUUCUGAAGACUUAACGUAACUAUGGCUUCGGCGACCAGUGGUCCCACGUUGUGAUUAUCCGAUAAAGCAUCUCUCCAGGA